Messenger RNA from Rhea pennata, 1905 nucleotides. RefSeq names its product HNF1 homeobox A (gene HNF1A). The transcript has 10 exons. Gene Ontology annotation, cellular component: nucleus. NCBI's taxonomy places the organism in Eukaryota, Metazoa, Chordata, Aves, Rheiformes, Rheidae. The record is from RefSeq and is a predicted model, not a curated record. The coding region runs from base 1 to 1905 and encodes 634 amino acids. Gene Ontology annotation, molecular function: DNA-binding transcription factor activity, RNA polymerase II-specific; RNA polymerase II cis-regulatory region sequence-specific DNA binding. Gene Ontology annotation, biological process: pancreas development; liver development; positive regulation of DNA-templated transcription.
AUGGCCUCGAAGCUGAGUCAUCUUCAAGUGGAGCUGCUCGGGGCGCUGCUGGAGUCGGGGCUGACCAAGGAGACCCUGAUCAAGGCGCUGAGCGAAGCGGAGCCCUACGUCCUCCAGAGCGAAAGCCAGCGCGCCAUCCAUGCCCUCCAGGCAGAGAAGGGGGACUCGUGCCCCGACAUCGCCGCUCUCCCCAACGGCCUGGGGGAGGCCAGGUUAUCGGAAGAGGAAACCUCUGAUGACGGGGAGGAAUUCACCCCUCCGAUAAUGAAGGAGCUGGAAAACCUGAGCCCCGAGGAGGCUGCUCACCAGAAGGCUGUGGUGGAAAGACUCUUACAAGAGGAUCCCUGGCGGGUAGCAAAAAUGGUGAAAUCCUACCUCCAACAGCACAACAUCCCUCAGCGCGAGGUGGUAGACACGACCGGCCUGAACCAAUCUCACCUCUCACAGCACCUCAACAAGGGCACUCCCAUGAAGACCCAGAAAAGGGCAGCCCUCUACACCUGGUACGUCCGCAAGCAGCGAGAGGUGGCCCAGCAAUUCACACACGCUGGCCAGGGUAUCUUGACAGAGGAGCCCAUGGGAGACGACCUGCCCACCAAGAAGGGAAGAAGAAACCGCUUUAAGUGGGGUCCUGCCUCACAACAGAUCCUGUUCCAAGCCUACGAGAGACAGAAAAAUCCCAGCAAAGAAGAGAGAGAGGCGCUGGUGGAGGAGUGCAACAGAGCAGAGUGCAUUCAGAGAGGCGUUUCUCCAUCCCAGGCCCAGGGGCUGGGCUCAAACCUGGUGACAGAGGUGAGAGUUUACAACUGGUUUGCCAAUCGCAGGAAGGAGGAGGCUUUUCGGCACAAGCUGGCCAUGGACACCUUCAGCGGGCCUCAGCCCACCUCUGCUCCCCCUCUAACUCCUCACAACUCUUCCUCCCUCCAGCCACCAUCUGCUCUCUCACCCAGCAAAGUCCACGGAGUGAGGUACAACCAGCAACCAGCCACUGAGGCAGAGUCCUCCAGCAGCAACCACCAUGGGAACAGCUCCAUGGUGACAACCCAAACCAUCCUGCAUCAGGUUUCUCCCCCCGGACUGGAGCCCAGCCAGAACCUGCUAAGCACAGACACUAAGCUGAUCUCGGCUCCCGGAGGAACGCUCCCCCCCGUGAGCACCCUGACGGCCUUGCACAGCCUGGAGCAAAACCCGCACGCGCUGAGCCAGCAGACGCAGAACCUUAUCAUGGCAUCGCUGCCCGGCGUGAUGGCGAUCGGGGCGGGCGAGACCUCGUCCCUCGCACCAGCCUUCACCAACACGGGCGCCUCCACGCUGGUGAUAGGCCUGGCCUCGACGCAGCCCCAGAGCGUACCGGUGAUAAACAGCAUGGGGAGCAGCCUCACCACCCUGCAGCCCGUCCAGUUCUCCCAGCAACUGCAUCCGUCCUACCAGCAGCCCCUCAUGCAGCAGGUCCAGAGCCACAUCAACCAGAGCCCCUUCAUGGCUACCAUGGCCCAGAUACAGAACCCUCACGCUCUCUACGGCCCCAAGUCUGAAGUGGCCCAAUACACACAUACAGGCCUCUUACCACAAACCAUGGUGAUAACAGAUACUGCCAAUCUCAGCGCCCUGACUAACCUGACACCAACUAAACAGGCGUUCACAUCUGACUCCGAAACCCACACAGAGUCUGGGAUGCAUACGCCAGUGUCACAGGCGCCAACGAUACAUUUACAGAACCAGGACACAGCCAUCCAGCACCUUCAGCCAGGCCCCCGCCUCACCUCGAGCCCUGCUGUGUCCUCCAGCAGCCUCGUGCUGUACCAGAGCUCCGACUCCACCAACAGCCACAGUCAGCUGCUGCCGUCCACUCACAACGUCAUCGAGACCUUCAUCUCCACGCAGAUGGCUUCUUCCACUCAGUAA